Molecule: messenger RNA, 840 nt
Organism: Danaus chrysippus (African queen)
Lineage: Eukaryota; Metazoa; Arthropoda; Insecta; Lepidoptera; Nymphalidae
Source: the annotation of a GenBank genome assembly
AUGCAACGUCCUUACAAACGCCGGUUUUUGCGUCCAAGUAAUAUGCAUGAGGCCUUUUAUGGCGAUUUCGAAUACGUUGUCACCAAGAAAAAACCUCCAAGGAUAUGUUUCGGUACGGGGUUGGAUCGGGAAGUUCUACCUAUGAAGGGUCCAGCACUCAGCCCUUUUAUGAGGCGGAUGGCACAUGAAGUUAGACCUAACUUAGGACCUGGCUCUUACAACGAUAAUCGUGAUGCGUUUUACAAUAUUAAUAACAGAAUUUAUAGCAAAUGUUACUACGGUCAAAAAUCACCAAGAUGGAAGGUGAGGCACGAAUAUCAACCACCGCCUCAAGAGCCGCCUCCGAAAAAACCAAUCCAUCAGAACUGUGCGCCUUUUAACUCCACCUCCAAGAGAAAGGCGUUAUUCAAGGCUAGUGACUAUCCUGCGCCAUGUGACUAUCUUCCCGAGUACAAGAAACAACAAAUGAAAUUUUCAUAUAGUUUUUCAGGGAAAAAAGUGUUGAAGUGUGCCGUACAGAUUAAAUGCGUUCCUUACAAUUUGGAUGCUUGCGGUUUUUGUGGUUGUUCUUGUUCAGAACAAGGAGACUACUGGCACUUUGAAAAUAGAAUUUUCCUAUGUAGGAAACAUUACUCGAUAUUAUUCAAGCAUUGUCUUGCGAAAUUUCAAGGAGUUAAGUUAACUGAAUUCAAGUCGGUGAGAGAUUGUUUCUUUGCCCAUGCACAUAACAGCUGUAAAGCUGCUCUCAAAAUCAUGAAAAGUGAAGAAAUUGAAAAAAAGUUGAGAAAAGAAGCCUAUCUAGAUUUAUUUUUCCCCCAGCGUAGAUUUUGCAAUAAUUAA